AAGAGAGUAGCUUUUAGGCAUUUCUAGCUUUUUGAUUGUUCCCUCUUAAAUGGUAACGUCAGGCAACUGAGAGCGAUAAUGCGUAGAGUUUCAGCUUCCUUUCUAGUUUCCACCCAAUCUCUAUCUAAACAAUCGCCAAUUCCAUAACGUCUCGAGAUCUGAGCAUCAUUUCUUCUCGACUCUUCUUCUCAACAUCUCCAAGCUCAGCUCUCAAGUAAUCAUCUCAGGUAAGUUUUGGAAGAUGACUACACCAGUUGAGACUUCAAUCAAACCUCAGCUUUCCCACAAACAUUCACAUCCACCUCUAAAUGAGAGGAUUCUUUCAUCUCUGAAUACGAAAUCCGUUGCUGCACAUCCAUGGCAUGAUCUUGAGAUAGGACCUGGUGCUCCACAGAUCUUUAACUGUGUGGUUGAAAUCAGUAAGGGGAGUAAGGUGAAAUAUGAACUAGACAAGAAAACUGGAAUGAUCAAGGUGGACAGGGUACUUUACUCAUCAGUUGUUUACCCACACAACUAUGGCUUUAUUCCUCGCACCCUUUGUGAGGAUAAUGAUCCUAUUGAUGUCUUGGUUAUCAUGCAGGAACCGGUCCUCCCUGGUUGCUUUCUCCGUGCCAAAGCGAUAGGCCUCAUGCCUAUGAUUGAUCAGGGUGAAAAAGAUGACAAGAUCAUUGCUGUUUGUGCUGAUGAUCCUGAAUAUCGUCACUAUACUGACAUCAACGAGCUUCCCCCACAUCGAUUGGCUGAGAUUCGUCGCUUCUUUGAGGACUAUAAGAAAAAUGAGAACAAGGAAGUUGCUGUCGACGAAUUCCUUCCAUCCACGAGUGCUUUUGAUGCUAUCCAGCACUCUAUGGAUCUUUAUGCUGAUUACAUUGUGGAGAGCUUGAGGCGGUAGAUAGUUUGGUUGGGUUUGCUCUCGAAACAUUGACUGCUUUUCUUAUGCCGAGAUAUAAAUAAUCUUGUUCUACUCGUUUAGUUUAUGACGAUGAUGAAGAAAAACGGCUGGCAGUCUUUAUUUGUACUAGAUGAUUUCACAUUGCAAUUAGUCGGCAAAUCGACAACAAUGUUCUUGGUUUUGUUUAUAUUGAUUAUAUUUUGAACAAACCCUGUUUCAAUGUUCUUGCAUUUCAUUAUGAAAUGCUUCUAUUUUCUCU
Impatiens glandulifera is the source of this 1151-nucleotide messenger RNA. RefSeq names its product soluble inorganic pyrophosphatase 4-like. The transcript has 9 exons. NCBI's taxonomy places the organism in Eukaryota, Viridiplantae, Streptophyta, Magnoliopsida, Ericales, Balsaminaceae. The record is from RefSeq and is a predicted model, not a curated record. Gene Ontology annotation, biological process: phosphate-containing compound metabolic process. Bases 242 to 892 code for a protein of 216 amino acids. Gene Ontology annotation, molecular function: magnesium ion binding; inorganic diphosphate phosphatase activity. Gene Ontology annotation, cellular component: cytoplasm.